This is a messenger RNA of Olea europaea var. sylvestris, 648 nucleotides long. RefSeq lists its product as uncharacterized. The record is from RefSeq and is a predicted model, not a curated record. Lineage: Eukaryota; Viridiplantae; Streptophyta; Magnoliopsida; Lamiales; Oleaceae. The transcript is spliced from 2 exons. Bases 1 to 648 code for a protein of 215 amino acids.
AUGAGUGUAUUUAUUAGAAGAGUUUCAGGAUAUGGACAGAAGGAGCAAAUUUCCAGGUUUAUUAAUGCAAAUAUCACAAGCCAGUUUGAGACAAGAUACACCUCGGGUCAAGCCAAGGCAGGACCCCUCCUCAACAUCCUUUACCCGUUUGAACACCUCGAGGUCCAACAUUCUGAUGGAGAUCAAGGAUUCAAGGAAACUGAAGUGGCCUCCCAGAUUGCGGUCUCCUCUGAUAUUCGUGACAGGAGUAAGUACUGUGAUUUCCAUAGAGAUCAUGGACAUACAACGGAAGACUGUUUGGCCUUGAAGCGGAAGAUUGAAGCUCUUAUAAAAAGGGGAUUUUUGGGCUCUUAUGUUAGCAAUGACAAGCGCCCGAGGAAUAAUCAGAAUGGAGACAAAGGCUCAGAGGGUCGAGGAAACAAGCAACCAACUACAGGUACUAUCAAUAUCAUUUUUGAAGGAAUGACCUCAGGGGGAGAUUCUAGCAACGGGCGUAAACAAUAUGCCAGGCAGCCUCCAAUCAUCUCAAGAUCAGAUCUUGGUUGUACAGAGGACAUCACUUUUGGAACUGAGGACUUGGAAGGCAUAACAUUCCCUCAUGAUGAUGCUCUAGUCAUAUCGGCCAUCAUCGCCAACUUUGAAGUCUAG